Molecule: messenger RNA, 1596 nt
Organism: Guyanagaster necrorhizus
Lineage: Eukaryota; Fungi; Basidiomycota; Agaricomycetes; Agaricales; Physalacriaceae
Exons: 9
Coding region: 1-1596 (531 amino acids)
Source: RefSeq, a predicted model, not a curated record
AUGGAGUUGCUUCCAAUAGGCGCCCGUAUCAGUCUCUCCGGACACAUAGGGAGCAUCCGUUUCGUCGGAUCUGUUCACGGGACAAAAGGAACAUGGCUGGGCGUCGAAUGGGAUAACCCCGAGCGCGGAAAACACGACGGUGUUAAAGACGGGACACGGUUUUUCUCUUGUCGGAUAUCCAACUCUGGCUCGUUCAUCCGCCCAUCAUCAAACGUCUCAUACGGGCGGUCUUUCCUGGAGGCCCUGCAGUCCAAGUACAUUGAGCUCCCACACGGGUCUGAAUCCAUGGAGAAAGUAAUUCUUGGCUCAUCUCGCGGGGCUAUCGAAAUAGAAGCUGUAAAUCUCGAUAAAAUUAGGCAAAAGUUCUCAAACCUCGACAGACUCCGAGAAAUCAGCCUUGACAAUGAACUUGUCUGCAAAGGCGAUGAACCCGGAGCCAUCAAGGAGACCUGUCCCAACGUGCGCGGCCUAGAUCUUUCGAUGAGCCUGAUUCCCUCUUGGGAUGUCGUUGCCAGCAUCACUGCAGAGCUCCCAGGGCUCACCAGGCUGGUCCUGAAUCGAAAUAGGCUUGAAUGCCCUGGAGACACCGCCAAAAUGUCGUUAGCCUUCAUGAGAAUCACAGAUCUUCAACUUAAUGACACGCUCACAUCCUGGGAUCAAAUGCUCGAGAUCGUUUGCUUCAUGCCGAACCUCCAACAGGUUGAGAUGGGCUACAACCAUCUCACUCGUCUCUCCAAUGGUCUGGACUCUACUUCUCCCACUGUCACAAUACAGAGUAUCAAUCUCGAUAGCAAUCAAUUAAACGACUGGAUUCAUAUCAUGGAAUGUCUUCGCUGUUCCUGCACUUUAUUGACCACCAUCAUCCUAACUUCGAAUGAUAUCAAGGAAAUCCCGUUCCCCCUCGAACAUCAAUCUCCGUUGCCUGAGAUCAGAUCAGUUUCAUUGUCUGCAAACGGGCUGAGGUCAUGGCGAGAUAUCGACGCGCUUGCGGCUUGGUGCCCCGGUCUAGAGACACUGUACAUACGCGGUAAUCCCCUCGUGCAAGAAACCGAUCAUCAGGCAAGGUACUCCCGUCAAUUCAUUAUCGCAAAGAUCCCUUCCCUCGUGGCUUUGGAUGCAACGGCGAUAUCCUCCAAGGAACGGACUGAUUGCGAGCUCUUCUAUUUGUCGCAUAUUUCGCAGAGUGAUGUAGGUUCCGAGGGUGAGCUCAUCAAGAAGCAUCCUCAAUGGAAUAAUCUUCGAGCCAAACAUGGCUUACUUGAAGAGGCAACACAACCUCAGGAUAAGACUGACCGCCUGAGUAAACGUCUAAUAGAACUGAACGCCUAUCAAACCGUCAGUCCAACCAUCGACCUUGCGCAGCUACUCGAGACGCAACCAUUGAAGAUCAAAGCAUUGCCUUCCAUGGCACUGCACAUCCUCCGGCAAAAGCUGCGUAAGGCUACCAAGAGCGGCAUAACGGCAGAUGUUGCUAUAUGGAUGAUAAUGCGAGAUAACUCCGUCGUGGAACUCGGAGUCGACCAUGACAAGCAGGACAUUGCUUGGUUGGGAUUCGACCAUGGCUCGUCCAUUGUGUUUCACAUCAACGAAUCGUAA